Plectropomus leopardus (leopard coralgrouper) is the source of this 627-nucleotide messenger RNA. NCBI's taxonomy places the organism in Eukaryota, Metazoa, Chordata, Actinopteri, Perciformes, Serranidae. The record is from RefSeq and is a predicted model, not a curated record.
GGCGUAUGAACACUGCUGAGCUGUUGCACUGCUUUCCAAGGCGGUGGAAAAAAGUGUGUAAUUGUAAAUGUCAUCUGUCUAUAUCUCCCGUGUAGGGUCGCACUCCCUCAGAAGACCUUAGGUUGGAGGGUACAGACUGCUCAAAAGUUGAGAGACACAUUUUAAUGUUGGCUGAAAUGACACCAGGUUCAAAGCACACACUCUCAAAGAAAGGGAUUGAAAAAAAUUGCUGCGUUUUGUACAGACAACAAAAACCCAGAACUGAGAAGAUUCACCACUUUUCAGGGUCAAGGACUAAAGACCAGAGACACACCAAGUCCCCCUGCCUGAGGAGCUGUCUGACUUUUUGCUUCAAGGACCGGGCGAGGAUGGAGCACAGGGAGCCUCCGCUUGAUUCUCAUGUUGAAGGGACUGAAGGAAGACUCCGGGAACUGGCUGCAAAGUGGUUCAUAGAGACUCAAGUGCCGCUCAUAGUCCACAACGGCCUCUUCCCCACCUGGUUCCUGGGCUUCGUCACAAGAAAGGAUGCUGAAGAAAUAUUUAGAGAAAAGGAGCUGGGCUGUUUUCUGAUCCGUCUCAGCGAUAAGGCCAUUGGAUACAUACUGUCUUAUAAGUGAGUAUUGGUUU